Molecule: messenger RNA, 5223 nt
Organism: Onychostoma macrolepis
Lineage: Eukaryota; Metazoa; Chordata; Actinopteri; Cypriniformes; Cyprinidae
Product: interferon-induced, double-stranded RNA-activated protein kinase-like
Exons: 28
Coding region: 549-3620 (1023 amino acids)
Biological process (GO): protein phosphorylation
Molecular function (GO): protein kinase activity; double-stranded RNA binding; ATP binding
Source: RefSeq, a predicted model, not a curated record
GAUGACCAAAAAUUCAUUAUUUUCCCAAUUAGCCUAAAACAAAUAUAAAGGUUCAAAAAAUGAUUUUGUACAUAACAUCUCAACAUUUUCUUGUGGUUUUAUAGUAAUAUUUGAUAUUUAUAGCGUAGUUUUAAGCAUUUAGAUUAAACGAAUGAUAUUUUGUUGCUUUAUCUGUCUAUUUAUUGCCAGAUUUCAAAUUUACAGAAACAAAACUAACAUAUGUAGUUGAAAAUAAAUUUAUGUAAUUGUUCUUCGUCUCCUAAAGUUAAAAGUUUUAGGUGGGUGUGGCCUAGCAUCACGCUUGGGCUUUGAUUGGUCAAUACAAUGUUUGGCGAUGACGUUGGAUUCCGGAAAUCGAAACUUAUUGAUCCAAAUGAUGUGAAGAAAUGAAAGUGAACUUGUGUCUGUGAUCGAUGUCGGUGUGAACUGACGCUGUUAAUACCGUGUUAAUUUGAUUAAGGCUCUGCGUGGCGCUCACGUGCUGAUCAGCGUAAACACUCGGUGAACUUCUGUCACUGGCUGUUAUUUUAGAUCUUCUUUUAACUGCAAUGGAGUCUCUGUCAGGAAACUAUAUUUCUCAGCUGAACGAGUAUCAGCAGAAGACUCAGUGCACCGUGGAGUAUGAGGAGGGAUCCACAGAUGGACCGAGCCACAACAAGACGUUCACUAUGAGGGCUAUUAUUAAUGGACAGCGGUAUCCUGAGGGCACUGGGAAAUCCAAGAAAGAGGCAAAACAAAAUGCUGCCGAGAACGCCCUUAAUGGCAUAAAAAACACUCAAAAUACUGAACCUACAACAUCAUCUGUUCAAAACACUCCCAACAAUGUGACUGUAUCUCAGAGGAAUUAUGUUUGCUGGCUCAAUGAAUAUUCAAUGAAGAACAAGUUAUCAUUCAAGGCUCGCGAGUCCAAAAAUCCAGGAAAUGCCACUCAAUUGUGUACUUAUGUUUGUAAGUAUGUUUGUGGUGAUCGAGAGUUUCCUGAGGCUUAUGGAAAAAAUAAGAAAGAUGCUAAAGAAGCAGCGGCAAAAUGUGUUUAUGAAGAGCUGCUCAAAACACAAGAUGUAGAGGUCUUCAAUGACAACAGCAAUCGAACACAGAGGUCAGAGGUUGCGUCUCGUAGUGCUAGCCUGGACCGUGCCAGUUUGAGUUUUGUUGAUGAAUCUCGAAGCUCCACGCCUGACAGCAACUACAUAGCACGUCUCAAUGACUACAGCCAGAAACGUAAACGUGCACAUGAUUUCAAAUUAGUGGAGAAACGAGGCCCUCCUCACAAUCCUGAGUUUGUAUAUAAAGUUGUCAUAGACGGGAAGGAAUACCCUGAAGGACAAGGAAAGAGCUCAAAAGAGGCAAAGCAACAUGCUGCUCAGCGCGCUUGGAGCGAGAUUAGUGAGCAAUCUGGAUGGACCACACAGAGUUCUGAAGAUGACAGCUCUUUACAAACUCAAGAGACAUCUAAAUCUCAGGAUGCACAGCACUCCUCAAAAAGCUCGUCUGAAACUCCCAGCUCAAGUUCUUCCAUUGUCUUCAAAGACUCAUCUGCUGUCAGUUCUCCUAUGGCCAUAAGUCCUAGUGUGAGUCUACUGGAUGUGAAGCCGAAAAAAAAAUUAGCACCAAAUUUUCAUCUGUCACCAAAUGGCCUGGCCGGGUGUAGAGAGAUUGGUCCUAACAUGAAUGUACAAAAGCCAGCAAAGCCAUCUGGAGGUCAAACUUCAAACCAAGCUACAAAGUCAAGGUUUUUAGAAGACUUUGACUCAAUAAAUCCAAUUGGCAAAGGUGGCUUCGGCCGUGUUUUCAAGGCAAGACGAAUACUUGAGAACACGUAUUAUGCUGUGAAGAUAGUGAAGAGUACAAAAAAAGCUCGUCGUGAGGUCGGUGCUUUGGCUAAGUUUAAUAACGCCAACAUCGUCCGCUACUACACAUGUUGGGUCGAGGACACAUCGUACAGACACGAUUCUUCAGAGAGCUCCAGCCACUCAGAUUCUGGCAGUGACCCGGGAACAAAGUACCUCUACAUUCAGAUGGAGCUUUGUGAGGGAGACACGCUUCGUGCCUGGAUUGAUAAAAAUAACUCUUCAAAUGUUGAUUAUCCAGCGAGGAGGACGGAUGCAGCACAGAUCAACAGGCAGGUGCUGAAUGCCGUGGAGUACAUUCACAAAGAGGGCUUGAUCCACAGAGACCUGAAGCCUCUGAACAUAAUGUUCAGCGGCGAGGGAAGAGUAAAGGUUGGAGACUUUGGCCUCGUGACUGCAGCAGAAAAUGACAAUGACAGGCAACUGCUGGAACGGACUAAAGGGACAGGAACCCGUAUUUACAUGAGCCCAGAGCAGGUGGCUCACACAUCCCAUGACAAAAAGGUGGAUAUAUAUGCUUUGGGUCUCAUAUACUUUGAACUCAUCUGGAAACUUGUCAAAGUGUCUAAAAAGAUUUGGGAAAACAUAAGAGUUAGGAAUUUUCCACCACAGUUCUCCGGGAAAUUCAGCUUUGAGCACAAGCUCAUAGAUCGAAUGCUGAGUCCCAGUCCUGCAGAGAGACCAGACGCCUCAGAGCUGAUCAGAGAGAUGGACCGAUAUUCAGCCAUGCUGAAAGGUGAUCCCAGUGACUUAAUUUCAGGAUUGUCUGAUAGUUUUGAUGUGAUUGCAAAACUUGGUGAAGGAGGCUAUGGCUGCGUUUAUAAAGUAAAACAUAAAUAUGAUGACAAGAUCUAUGCUGUAAAGAGGGUUAUCUUAACCGGAAAAGCUGAUUCUGAGGUGAAGACACUGGCCCGGCUAGAUCACCCAAACAUAGUGCGGUACAUCACAUGCUGGCCAGAUUCUGACAACUGGACGUCAAACCAAGGAAGAAACCAAGUGUCCGACACACCAGGUUCUUCAUCAGAUGAAGUUGACGAAGAUGAUGAAGAUGGUGACAGUGACACAUCAGGAGUGGAAAGUCUGGGUGUGACCGAAUCAGCAUCCGCUGCUGCGGAGUCCUCAAGAAACAACAGAACCGACAGUUCAAAUCACAGCAGGACAUAUUUAUUUAUUCAGAUGGAGUUCUGUGAGGGAGGAACACUGACUGAUUGGAUACAGACAAGAAAUUAUCUGAAAAAAGAGAGAACCACAGUGGAAAUCCAUCAAAUAUUUUAUGAAAUUAUCACUGGAGUGGAAUUCAUCCAUGCAAACAAUCUCAUCCACAGAGAUUUAAAGCCUGAUAACAUACUGUUCGGUGCUGAUGGCAAAGUGAAGAUCGGAGACUUUGGGCUGGUGGCAGCUCAGACCGAUCAAAAUGGUGACCUUACAGAGAGAUCAAACAGAGGAAGUGUGUAUAACAGUUAUAUGAGUCCUGAACAGGAAAAUGAGAGGACUUAUGAUGAAAAAACUGAUAUUUUUCCCCUUGGACUAAUAUGGUUUGAGAUGCUCUGGGAAAUGUCUACUGGUAUGGAGAGAGUGGAGCUGUGGAAACACCUGAAAAAUCAAAGGUUUCCAAAAGGUUUCAGUCAGAGUUAUUCGACUGCGAGUACAUUCAUCAUGAAGAUGCUGUCGUAUUCACCAGAGCACAGACCACAUGCAAGAGAAAUAAAAGAAAUUCUUGAGACGUUUUUCUCUCUGGAACAGGAUCUGUUAAGCCAGAAAACCGUCUGAGAUUUUUCUGUAUGGAAACUGUCUCAGCAGUUUGAUUGGGUCCUUUCAAAAUAAUGAAUUACCACAAAGUUCAACUGACGGGUGAACCAACGUUUCUGUUUUGAUGAUUUCUAGGGUUGGGGGAAAAAAAAAAUCGAUUCACCUAACUAUCGCAAUUCUUUUUAAAACGAUUUAAAAAUCGAUUGGUGUACCUCAGAAACGAUUUUUAUUUAAUUAUUUUAUUUUUCCUAAGAGGUGGUGGGGAGAAAUUAGCGCUUUGUAAUUCCAAAAGAGGUCCAUCGGUGUGUUGGACUUGGAACAGCACCGCGCAGAUGAUCAGCGUCUGACAUCAGAGUACCGCGAGAGCGAUUCGGUCAGUUUUGUUCAGUGCGCUCUCGAAUUCUCUCAUCAGAAACAAGAAAGUGCAGAUGUACAUGCGAUGUAAGAGAUUAAUUCAUCAUUUACACUGCAGAUAACAUCACUGAUUACAGUUUAUAGCUUUUUGUAGAGUGCAUACACUCAUGCUAGACUGAAUUCCGUUAUAUUCUUUGAUAAUGUAAAUGUUCUUUGCUCACUGUAUAAUCAUCAUGUGGCAUAAGUAAACGUAAAAUGUCUUUUUAUUAAACGUGAUCAGGUUAAAUACAAAUUCAGUCUUAUUAAAAUAUUUUGUCAUAAUAUGGAUAGCCUACUUGAAAUACAAAUGAAAUACAAAACUUGCUCUCAUGUGAAAAGAGGACUUUGGACCACUGGGCAACAGUCCAGUUCUUCUUCUGCUUAGCCCAGGUAAGACGCCUCUGACGUUGUCUGUGGUUCAGGAGUGGCUUAACAAGAGGAAUACGACAACUGUAGCCAUAUUCCUCGACACGUCUGUGUGUGGUGGCUCUUGAUGCCUCGACCCCAGCCUCAGUCCAUUCCUUGUGAAGUUCACCCAAAUUCUUGAAUGGAUUUUGCUUGACAAUCCUGAUAAGGCUGCGGUUCUCUCGGUUGUUUGGGCAUCUUUGUCUUCCACACUUUUUCCUUCCACUCAACUUUCUGUUAACAUGCUUGGAUACAGCACUCUGUGAACAGCCAGCUUCUUUGGCAAUGAAUGUUUGUGGCUUACCCUCCUUGUGAAGGGUGUCAAUGAUUAUCACACCUGGACAGAAUAUGAGUGACCACAGGACUUCAUGUCAGCCUCAGAGUCAUCUUGUGGUUGACAUCCCACAAGGACACUGAUAACACCACGCAGCCAAAACAAGCUUUCCUCAUGGAAAUAACCACAAACAACCUGGAUUUUAUGUUUCUAAAUGAAACAUGACUUGAAGACAGCUGCAGUGCAACAGUCCUCAAUGAAACAGCCCCUCCUAACUUUAACUUUACAAGUGUCUGCAGCACUGUUAGGAGAGGUGGAGGUGUAGCUGCUCUAUUUAAAGAUGUUUAUCAAUGCAAGCAAGUGUCAUUUGGUCAGUAUUUGUCUUUUGAAUACCUAGGUAUUGUGCUGAAAGGUGCUCCACGCAUUCUGUUUAUCAUUAUUUACAGGCCUCCAAAAUACUCUCCAGCCUUUGUUGAAGAGUUCACAGAACUGUUAUCAAUGAUUUCCUCAGAGUUUGACUGUUUUACUAUUGCAGGGAUUUUAAUAUUCACA